AUGACGAGCACAUCCAUCUCCUCGCUCUCCUCGCGAUUGAUUUCGUCCCUUCUGUCCUCCUCUUCCACGUCGUCGUCUGAAUCGUCUCGACGGCAUUUUAAUAAUAAGAAUAAUAAUAAUCGCGUCUUCAAAAUCGAAAACGCCGGGAAGAAAAGUGCGUUUCGUCUCUCCAACAACAAGCGAAAAGCGAAGAAAACGAAGCAGGAAGAGAAAGACGAAAUGAAGCGAGCAUUCGAUGGCGAGGGCUUAUCGCCGGAAGAGAGGGUCUCUGGAGCGAAACAUAAAGCCAGACGAUGGUUGGGGCAACAUUUUUUGAUCGAUCACUCGGUUUUAAUCGACGCCGUGAGGAGCGCGGACGUGACGAAAGAGGACGUUAUUUUAGAAAUCGGACCGGGGACUGGAAAUCUCACCGCGGAGUUAUUACGGACCGGAUGUAAAGUCAUCGCGGUAGAGAAGGAUCGAAAUUUAGCAAAAACUUUACGCGAAACGCUCGGAAAAGAGUUCGGAGAAGACGAGCUAGAAAUUAUAGAGGAGGAUUUCAUGAAGUGGAAAGACUUGGAUACGAAGUUUGUAGGUUUGAUAGACGGCGGCGAGAAAAGAGCGAAAGUUGUCGCGAACAUUCCGUACAACAUUACGACAGAUAUAUUGAAGCGAUUACUACCCAUGGGCGAUACGUUUGAAGAUUUAGUGUUCAUGUUCCAAGAAGAAGUCGCCAGACGCUUGGCUACGGAGGAAAGAGGUGAGAAGAUGAUUGAAAACGCAAACGAAGUGAAGAAGAAGAAAAAAAGCAACUCAGAUUUUCGCGCCAUGUCAGUACGAACGGCGUAUUAUUCCGAAUCUCGAUACAUUCGGCCAGUCGCGAAAGACUGUUUCGAUCCUCCUCCAAACGUGGAGAGUUGUUUGAUUGGAUUUAAACCGAAACGGAAGGAACACUUAUUAAAAAUUAACGGUACCGAGAAGCAGUUUUUCACGUUCGUUCAAAGCUGUUUCGCGCAGAAACGCAAAAUGUUAAAGAAUAAUUUACGAGGGACGUGCGACGCGGAAACGAUUGAUUUGGCUUUAGAAAUACUCGGGAGAGGAGAUAAAGUUCGUCCGCAAGAAUUGUUCAUGGAAGAUUACGUCGAGUUGUUCAAUUUCGUGCGAGAGGAACGGAAAGUGGAAAUCGAAGAAAAGGACGACGAAGACGACGAUGAAGACGACGAUGACGACGACGACGAUUAG
Molecule: messenger RNA, 1221 nt
Organism: Bathycoccus prasinos
Lineage: Eukaryota; Viridiplantae; Chlorophyta; Mamiellophyceae; Mamiellales; Bathycoccaceae
Product: dimethyladenosine transferase
Exons: 1
Coding region: 1-1221 (406 amino acids)
Biological process (GO): rRNA methylation
Molecular function (GO): rRNA (adenine-N6,N6-)-dimethyltransferase activity
Source: RefSeq, a predicted model, not a curated record